Messenger RNA from Cynoglossus semilaevis (tongue sole), 2170 nucleotides. It is a transcript of the gene slc52a3-1, whose product is annotated as solute carrier family 52 member 3-1. Gene Ontology annotation, cellular component: plasma membrane. Lineage: Eukaryota; Metazoa; Chordata; Actinopteri; Pleuronectiformes; Cynoglossidae. The transcript is spliced from 3 exons. Gene Ontology annotation, biological process: riboflavin transport. The record is from RefSeq and is a predicted model, not a curated record. Gene Ontology annotation, molecular function: riboflavin transmembrane transporter activity. The annotation marks the transcript as partial.
CAACAAAAAAGAGAUCAUGAUGAAUCUGAAUUCAGAUGUGUACAGACCAUAAUAAGACAAAUUAAAGUUAGUACUUUGGCUUUAAUCUCAGAAUUCUGUGGAAAAAUAACAAAAAACUCACUUAAAUCUGAGAUAUUUUAUGUUAUUUGUUCACUGUGUAGUAUAGUGUUAUUUUUAGAUAUUUUAAUAUUCUGUUUCUAAACAUUGUUCGUGUAGUUCCUUCUCCAGGCAUGCAGGCGGCGUUAGAGAUACGCAAUCAAAACCCUGUCCAUUUAUUUUUGCGUUUUCUUCAGUGCCUUAUACAGAGUUAAUGAUAUAACUCGGUCAAAUAUCUGUUCAUAACAACACGACCGUAGUCUCUUUAAAAAAAGAAGCAAACACUCUGAAUGUAUGUUAAAGUUGGUGUGUUGACAUUGUUCCUCCUGAUAAUCGUCCUGGAAGCAGAUAAAGACCUCGAACCCUCGGUAACGCAACAUGUUACGUCACGUAUCUGCUCUAUCUGCAGCAGGUUACUUCUAUAUUUUCCGAGGGGGGUUUGUUUUGACAAAUGACGGUAACACGUAUGCGAGCGCCUCCUACUGUUGUGUCUUGGUAGGCAAAACCACACAAAACAACUCCGAAGGGAGGAGUGUUUGUUUUUACAAACUCAAACAUGAAGUGCACCUUGAAAAGCGCUAGUGUUUUAACUCUAAGUCGUCACCAGGGCUCACUGACCUCCUUAUCCUGCACAGUGGCUGCAGUGGACUCUGACCGAGCCGGGAGUCAGUUCCAUCAGCGUGUCUGUGUAACAACAACCUGAAAGACAUUGUUUCUUGAACUGCUUAAAAAAAGGAACAGAGCAAGACGUCAAACUCAACCGCAGGGACCGAGGACACACGUUCCUGGACCACCUUCUUCUCAGGCUGUGUGGUCUCCUUCAGACUAAUCCAGCCGCAGCAUGGCUCUGCUAAUCCACCUCCUGGCCUGUGCCUUCGGUCUGGGCUCCUGGGUGGCAGUGAACGGUCUGUGGGUGGAACUACCGCUCAUUGUCAACACUCUUCCAGAGGGCUGGAAUCUGCCCUCGUACCUGACCGUCAUCAUACAGCUGGCCAACGUAGGACCCCUGCUGGUCACACUCAUGCAUAAGCUGUGCCCGGGUCGACUCAAGGAGCCCGUGGUCAUUGUCUUCAUUCUCUGUGUCGGCGUCCUGUCCUGCGUUUUGCUAGCCUUCUUCUGGGACAGGACCUCGGUCGUGGCGGGGAGAACCGCCAGCACGGCCUUCUUCAUCCUCACCUUCUUCCUCUCUCUGGUGGACUGCACCUCCUCCGUCACCUUCCUGCCCUUCAUGAUGCAGCUCCCGGCCAAAUACAUCACAACGUUUUACAUUGGCGAAGGGCUGAGUGGCUUCGUUCCCGGUGUAGUGGCUCUGGCUCAGGGUGUUGGCAUCGCCAAGUGCGUCAACUCCACCGGGACUCCAGCGGGAAACAACACUGACGGGAACCUCUGGUCCUUACAAGCAGAGUACAUGUCUCCGACGUUCUCCACUCAGGUGUUUUUCUUCCUUCUGGCGGCCAUGAUGGUCAUUAGCCUGUCUGCCUUCUUCGCACUGAACAAAAUGCCUCGAACGUACGAAGUGUCCACAGAAAACCUCGUGUCGGAGGACGGCGUGUACGUCAGCUCCGGCCUGGACAACCCUGGGGCAGAGCUCGACGGAGAGGCUGUAAAAAGCAAGGGUGAAGGGGAAGGUGAAGGUGAAGCUCAGAGUCGCCCUCGUCUGGCCAGUGCAGACUACUCCGUGUGCCAGACCGUCUUUAUUUAUUCUGUGGUGCUGUGGAUCAAUGCAGCCACCAACGGCCUGCUGCCCUCGGUUCAAACCUACUCCUGUAUACCCUACGGGAACCUGGCCUACCACCUCUCUGCUGCCCUGUCAUCUGUGGCCAACCCAUUGGCCUGCACCGUGGCCAUGUUCUUCCAGAACAGAUCGCUGGUGUUCCUGGGUCUGCUCACCGCCCUGGGCACAGGGUUCGGCAGCUACAACAUGGCCAUGGCGGCCAUGAGUCCGUGUCCGCUGCUCCAGGGCUCUGUCAUGGGAGAGGUUUUCAUUGUAAGUGAAACAUUGAAAAUGUUGAGAAAGAAAAGUGUGUGUGUGUGUGUGUGUGUAACACGUGUGUCCUGUCAGUCUGCAGCUCAG